Messenger RNA from Medioppia subpectinata, 483 nucleotides. The record is from the annotation of a GenBank genome assembly. NCBI's taxonomy places the organism in Eukaryota, Metazoa, Arthropoda, Arachnida, Sarcoptiformes, Oppiidae.
GAAAUGUCUUACGGAUUGAAUGUAGAAAUGCAUAAACAGACCGAAAUCGCGAAGCGUUUGAAUGCAAUUAUUGCACAGAUUUUACCAUUUUUGUCACAAGAGCAUCAACAACAGGUCGCGUCGGCGGUCGAGAGGGCCAAACAGGUGACGAUGACUGAACUCAAUGCCAUCAUUGGACAACAAAUACACGCUCAACAGCUCUCAUCGGCGCACUCACACGGGCCACCCAUGCCUAUGAUGCCACACCCGGCACUCGCCGGUCUUCAGCCGCCGGUGUCCGCGGCCGCAGCGGCAGCAUUAGCCGCCGGAUUACCGCCAUCGAGCUCUGCUGCCGGUCUGUUAGCCCUAUCAUCUGCCGGUGCAUUGGCUGGCGGCCCGUCUUUGCCCACAAAUAAUAACAACUCAAGUCAUUUGCCGGGCAUUCCGUCGGCUCUUCCUAAGGAGUCAUCGCAUCGCGAGAACAAUGAGAAGCGUUCACUAAAU